Wyeomyia smithii (pitcher-plant mosquito) is the source of this 2833-nucleotide messenger RNA. Its product is annotated as major facilitator superfamily domain-containing protein 1-like. The transcript has 7 exons. The record is from RefSeq and is a predicted model, not a curated record. NCBI's taxonomy places the organism in Eukaryota, Metazoa, Arthropoda, Insecta, Diptera, Culicidae. Gene Ontology annotation, cellular component: lysosome. Gene Ontology annotation, molecular function: transmembrane transporter activity. Gene Ontology annotation, biological process: transmembrane transport. Bases 285 to 1928 code for a protein of 547 amino acids.
AUCGUUUUAUUAUUCCAGCAUCGCAGUCAAUCACACUUUCUCAGCAGUUUAGUCAGCUAGCGACGUUGACGUUUAGGAGGUGGUGCAACUUUCGAAAUCUGUUCUCGCGAUUUGUCUCUCUACUCGAUUUGUUGCAAACUAUUGUUUUUUGUUAUAUUUUUAUGGUCAAUGGAAACAAAGUGAUAGUGAGGAGUGAAAGAUUACGGACAAACUUUUUACUGUUGGAUUGAAAGAGGGGGCGAAACGGAAAUCUACUGGUGCUACAGCAGCAGGGGUGAUCAGGCAUGCCGCGACUGUACGAUGAGGAUGAAGCCCGCAGGCCAAUAUUGCAGCCGGACACCGAUAGUGAGGAUCCACCAGCUCCCGGUGGAUCAAUCCUGCGGCAGAGCGAUGAUGACGAGCUUAGUCAGCGGGGCUUGUCCGGGUGCGGUUCAAGUGCCUGCUGCAAUCCGACCUCCUUCCUGCAUCGCUUCAUGGCGCUAAUUCUGAUGUGUUUGGUUGGGUUCGGUUCCUACUUUUGCUAUGAUAACCCGGGAGCACUGCAGGACAAGUUCAAGUCCGAUCUGGAUUUAACGACGUCACAGUUUGUGUGGCUCUACUCGAUCUACUCGUGGCCGAACGUGAUUCUGUGCUUCAUCGGUGGCUUCCUGAUUGAUCGAGUUUUCGGAAUUCGGUUAGGAACGAUUAUCUACAUGUUUAUAUUGCUUAUCGGACAGCUGAUUUUUGCUACCGGAGGGCUUAUCAACCAGUUUUGGUUGAUGAUUCUCGGACGAUUUCUGUUUGGAAUCGGAGCGGAGUCGCUAGCAGUGGCUCAGAAUAAUUACGCCGUUCUUUGGUUCAAAGGGAAAGAAUUGAACAUGGUUUUUGGGUUGCAACUUUCAUUUGCUCGUGUCGGCAGUACGGUGAACUUUUUGGUGAUGGUUCCUGUGUACAACUAUGUUCGAAGUUUAGGCUACCAAGGUCACCAGUGUAUGGGAGUUGUUCUGUUGAUGGCCACUUUGACAUGUGUGAUGUCGAUGCUUUGUGCGCUGAUUCUGGGUUGGAUGGACAAACGAGCUGCCCGUAUCCUGCGGCGGAAUGAAAACCCACCCAACGGUGAGGUUGCGAAAUUGUCAGAUAUUAAGACGUUCCGGAUCACGUUCUGGAUGGUGACGGUAAUCUGCGUUGCAUACUACGUAACUAUCUUUCCGUUUAUUGCCCUGGGUAAGGUGUUUUUCAUGAGGAAGUUUGACUAUUCGCCCGAAGAUGCGAACACGGUCAAUUCUAUUGUGUACAUUGUGGCGGGAGUAGCCAGUCCGUUGUUCGGGUUGGUUGUUGAUCGCACAGGAAAGAACGUUCUGUGGGUGUUUCUGUCGAUUAUUGUUACAAUGGUGGCUCACGGUUUGCUGGCGUUUACGUUCUACAACCCAUACAUUGCGAUGAUUACGAUGGGAAUGGCAUACUCGAUGCUGGCCAGUAGCUUGUGGCCGUUGGUAGCGCUCAUCGUGCCGGAGUAUCAACUUGGAACUGCGUACGGAAUCUGUCAGUCAGUGCAAAAUCUAGGUCUGGCCGUCAUAUCUAUGUUUUCGGGUUUGAUUGUCGACAAAGGAGGUUACUUCAUGUUGGAAAUCUUUUUCAUCGGUUGGCUUGUCGUUUCUCUGCUGGCCACCAUCGUUAUUUGGCUUUAUGACACAAACAAUAAUGGAAUCUUGAACAUGUCGCCUCCCGAGCGCGAAUUGCAUGCCAGUAAACUCCUGCGUGAGGAAACCAAGGGGCGCUCAUCUUUGGACAACAUUCUGGCCGUACCUUCCGAGGGCUCGCUAAAUGCUGAUCACGAGUCACUAUCGACAGCAGCAGCAGCAGCACCGGAAUCCAUUAGAAAUCGGUACGUGAGCCGGGUGCUGGAUAAUGCCGGUAACCAGAGCGAUUCGGAGCCGCUGAUUGAGUAAGUUGUAGUAUUAUGUAGCACGGUGAUUCUCGAGCCAUUCCCCAGAUGAGAGUGUCGUUUUGGGUUCUUCCCGGGUUCCACAGAACAUGGGAGUUUAUGUUAUUUUGUAGAGUAAGGCACAUUCAGUUAUUGUACAUUUUUGUUUAGGAUUAAAUUUAAAAAGAUUAUGCUUAGUGCAUUUUGCGAAAGGAGCGGAGAAAAACGAAAAAUCAAAAACAAGUAAUUGUAUAGGGAUAUAACAAAACUAUUAUAAAUGUUAACUAGAUAAUCGUGUUACAAAAGUAUUUGGCUGUAAUUCAAAAAAAUCUAGAAGAGGUGUUCUUUUUACAAUCGCAUCGACUGUGAUGCUAGGAAUUAUUUUAUAUUUUAACGCGCGGUGUAUAAUUGUGGUUUACCUUGAAGCUGUUAGAAACUAUAAAUGUGUGAAUAAUGAAUGUAUGCUUCUGAUAUCUUUGGAAAACAUGUGUUUGUUUGAACAGAUUUCAGCAGCCAUAUAAAUUUUAUAGGAUUUUUUGCCGAAUUGGGCAUUUACAGUAAAAAAAAAUCAAGUAUGUACUGUAAACUGUAGGAAAAAAAGUAAUACACCAUUAAAACUUUUUUUUAAAUAAAGACCAUAAAACACUGAUUCUAAAUGUUGAUGUCAAAAUAUAUAAAUCAUACUGUUGAAUCGCAAAAGCAGAACUAUACACAUAUCCUAUCAAAGCAAAGGAAAGAUUAUUGAUGUUUACAUGUGAAAAACAAUAAACUUAUCAGAAUUUAUCUAUUCGGGUACAUCUAUUGAACACACAUUACUGAUUGCCAAAUUAUAUAACAGUUUUCAAACCGGUCCACUGAAGGAACAUUUUAAUUUGUGCGUUGUUUUGUUAUGCGUAAGUUUAGCUUUAAAUAAAAUACCUGAUGUAAAAA